GUGUUUCCAAAUGGCAUUGAGAGAAGACAAAGCAAAUGGGGAGUUUCUUGCUGGCUUGGCAAUUGCGGUCUUUGCAUCAUGGACUCACACACACAAGCCUGUAUUUUGGGAAGCAGCCAAAAAGAAGUUGGGCGCCAUUAUCCGUGAACAGCAGCAAAACUAUGAAGCUAAGGUUUAUUUAGCCAAGAUCCUUAAGAGGGACGAUAGAGAGCAAGCAGAAGCCCUCUUAGAAGAUGUUGUCCAGAAUAGCCUGGACCCUGAGGUCCUGAGAAAUGCAGCCAUGUUCUUUCAACCAGAAUUCAUAGAAAAAACAAUCUCUAUUCUAGAGCGAGCAAUAUCUCUGAACCCCAAUUAUCAUCUCCUUCACUAUGACCUUGGUUAUUGCUACAAGAUACAACUGAAGGAGGCCAAGUCAGGCAGAGGAGAAAUAUUGGCAGCAGCUAUUGAGGCCUUCAAAGAGGCUGUGCAAAAAGAUCCAGUCUCUGUAUUUUCAAAGCUGGCUUUAGCUGAAGUGUAUGGAGAAAAUACACCUCACUACCAAGAAGAGAUUUAUCUCAAUCUCAGGAGUGAAAUGCCCAGCCUCAGCAAGAAGUGUCAGCAGGCCGUCUACCGUCACUGGGGGGAUUUCCUCUUCUACAAGCAGAAGUCACUGCGGGAGGCAGCUGAGAUGUACAAAGCAGGUUUCGCCAUUCCAGACGACUAUCCGGAGAGGCUACAACUGAAAAAACGAUUGGAAGAGGUGGCAGGAGAAUUCCAGCAGAGCUCCCAAACCGCUGAGGCAGAGGACAUACGUGACUUCAUUCAACAGAUUGAAACUCCACGGUACAAGGGGAGAUCCACUGCUGGCAGCAACAGAGCAGGAGACUGGAGAUGUAGAGAAAAUGUGUGAUCCUUUCCCUUCCCUGGACACACUGUCUGAAGUGAGUCACUUUCCCCACCUGUGUAACAAUGGCAUUCGUGUUCCAAAUGAUUCUGGGCCCCCAGAAGAGUUCACACCAUGGCACAUGCUGCUGCUGCUUCUUAUAAUUAUCAUUAGCUACCUGUAUUGUGAUAGCGCCUAGAAGCCCAGACAUGGACCAGGACCCCAUUGCGUCUGGCCCCAAAGAGUCUUCAGUCUGCGACCAGAGACAACAGGAGGGAACCAGCAGACAGACGGGGGAGCACAGGCGGACGAUUCUGGGCAGCAAAAGGGA
Messenger RNA from Chrysemys picta bellii (western painted turtle), 1193 nucleotides. NCBI's taxonomy places the organism in Eukaryota, Metazoa, Chordata, Testudines, Emydidae. The record is from RefSeq and is a predicted model, not a curated record.